This is a messenger RNA of Carassius auratus (goldfish), 2805 nucleotides long. Its product is annotated as SUMO-interacting motif-containing protein 1-like. Gene Ontology annotation, molecular function: SUMO polymer binding. Bases 217 to 2742 code for a protein of 841 amino acids. NCBI's taxonomy places the organism in Eukaryota, Metazoa, Chordata, Actinopteri, Cypriniformes, Cyprinidae. The transcript is spliced from 10 exons. The record is from RefSeq and is a predicted model, not a curated record.
UUCCUCCUCCAUAAACCAAAACAUGUCCACCUCUGUGACACUGAUAUUGACAUUUACCUACGUGUUUAUUUGUUUUCGUAGAGGCUUGUUUGAAAGCAAUAGCAAACACCAAUAACUUCCCGAUUCAUGUUAUUUCCUGGACGAACUAUUUUUGGUGUUCAAGACUGUGCUCUGUCAGCACAGACAAUGACUAAUGGGACAGGGUGAGGCAGGAUUAUGGAGGAUAUUAUUUGUGUCAGCUCGGGCAGUGACGACGACUCUGAUUUAGAGGUCGUAAGCAGUUAUAAUGAAGAGAAAGAAGAUGCAGUUCCGUUCAUUCGAGCACAAUGGCUGCCAGUCACACCUGUCCUCAUUGAUAUCACAGGCCACAACUUCAUCUCUCCAUGGCAAAGGUGCUCAAGAAAAGAUACAUGCUCCUCCCUAGACGUUAUAGAUCUGAGUGAAGAUGAUCCUUCUGAUGAUAUUGAUGUACAGAAACCAUCGCCGACUUUGCCAUCAGUAGAAAGCAGAGACAUGAAAGUGCAUGUAACACCGGCAUCUUUUGGAAAAGCUCCAGAAUCACAAUCUCAAACCAGUGUUGGCAAAGAUGUGGCUAGUUCAGGGUCACUCAUUCAGGAGAACACUCUCACAGACAUGCUCCAAAGAACAGAAGAUUAUUUGCAUCAGGGCACAAAUUGUAAUUCAAGCUUGCCGCCUGGGCAGCUGAGCUGGGAUAACUCUUUGGAGCAUUGCAGGUCCAAUGAUAAAAGUAAAAAUCUGUUCAAAUAUGAAUCUCAAGUAUUGAAAGACUUUAUUGCAGAUGUAUCACAGAACACUAAAAACACGCAGCUUAGUACACCAGCUGUCUGCAGCACAGAAGCAGACCAAGAAGACAAUCUUUACUCAUUACAGAAAUGGGAAGACACUGUUCUCUCUCCUUAUCCUGACAGUCCAUAUUACUGUCCCAGUGAGGUAGAUGCUUUUAUAUUCUCUGAUUCAUCCAAUAAGUCUGAAGAUAAUAAUCAUCUGUUUACAUACAACAGUCAACAGUCAUUUCAAACUUCUGAGCUACCCUCUGCUACUCAUACUGCAUCAGUAUCCAAUGCACUUUCAUUAAAAGAGGAUGGUGAAACAAUGAAUAUCAGCAAAAAUGAGGACCUACAUACUCAGGUUCAUCCCAAGCCUUCGUCCCCCUCCAUACCUACCUCAUCUAGGGCAUCGCACCCCUGGAGCCCUGAACUUUUGUCUAAUCACAGUAAACCCAACAGUCCCACAUCCACAGAGAUUCUUGCCAGUGACACAGCAGCACAUUCACCUGAUCUGUCUACGCUGAGCUCACCAAGUAGCAUUUUCAUUUCUCAGCCUUCCUCACCAAACUUUCCAGAGAGAACAGAGCAAAAGAGAAAUUAUUUAGGUGAUGGAUCUCUAGAAAGCCCUCGCAUCAGGCUUUGGGAGACGAGCAGCGAUGACAGCAAUGAAAAUGAGCUGGAUAAUGUGCAGUCAGAUCUUUCUGAAAACAACACAGAGGAUAGACAACAAAUCUGUCUGACUCAGUACAAAAAGCUGAAUCAGUGCAUGAGUGGAACGGUUCCACACAUGGAUGAUGAUGAGGAAGAUGAACACUAUGGUCCCGCUGAGCCUCUAUGCCGUCAGAGCCUUAGCUUGGUCUACAGCACCAUUGAGGAGAAUUACCCAGAAGGCACUCUUCAGCUGCUCUUUGACUUCAUUCAGCCUCGGUUUUACCCACCGGUGGAUAUUACGACACAUCUGCUCAGGGGGAUACUCUUAAACCCACAAAGCCCUGAUGUUUUUGCCGUAGAGGCUUUUAACCUAUUGAUGAAGACUCAGAGAUACCACCCUGUGGAUGCUUCCACAGUCCCAUGGGAUUGGGAACUGAUGAAGUCAGUUAUGAAAGAACAGGAUGACACUAAUAGGUUGCGGACGGAGGUCCAGUACCUGCUCCUCCAAUACGUGUUGCAGGUUUUAGAAGAUGAUUUUCAUUUUAAAGUCAGGAGUCAGUGUCUUCAUCAGUCGGUUGCAAAGAAGAUGCUUUCAUGUGGCAAUGAAACAUUUGGGCAAGUCAAGGAUAUAAUAAGUUGGUUGAUGAAUGCUGCAAAGGAGUCAGUGAACCACUCAAAAGAAGUGGAAUAUCCAAAGAAAGAGGACAACUGUCUUAAGAUUGUAUUAUCUCUUCAGAGGAUGUUAACAUUGGCCCUGGAGGUGGACAAGAACCCCACCUACAAUUCAGAAAAGAUUUCAGUAGAACUCUUCAAUUGUCUUAAUACAAUGCAUUCAUGCAGGCAGAUAAGACUUUUAUUGUUGAGGACUCUGGAUAGCAAGCUGCUGAGAUGCGAGCUGUUGAAGCUGUUGCUGGAUGAGACUUGUUCUCAGCCCGUGUCUCUAAACUUGCUGCUACACUACCUCAAAAGCUCCACUUUGGCCCCGGACCCCACUGAUGGAGCAGAGAAGUGGAGGAAAUGGGAUGAACUCCUUCAGCUUCUGUGGAUGCUGAUGCUCAGUUAUGAAGAAGUUGUGACAGGUCAUCUACGCUGCCCCAUCACAAAGCGUUUUGAUAAAAGAGAUGCUCCGUUCUGGAAACAGGAAGAUCAGGUGAAAUGCUCAGCAGUGCUAGAGGCAACAGGCGCCUUUGUGUCACGUGCAGUGGACGACAUCGGCCAUGCUCUUCCUGUGGAAAUGCAGGAUUUACUAUCCCAACUACAAGAACAUAUAAGUGACAUGUCCAGUGUUACUUCAAGUCAUUAAACCUUUUAUAAUAGCUUUGUUUUUAUGGUGUUUUUUUUUUAAUAAAUUAUUUUUUUCAUACAA